Molecule: messenger RNA, 456 nt
Organism: Brugia pahangi
Lineage: Eukaryota; Metazoa; Nematoda; Chromadorea; Rhabditida; Onchocercidae
Source: the annotation of a GenBank genome assembly
AUGAAGGUAUAUUCUGAUAUUCUUUUGUCAUUAAUUAGUUCUUCAGUGUCAGUUAUUGAGAAGCAGGCGUGUGAUAAUGGAUUUGUGUUGCUUGCGAUUAAUAAUGCUUCAAAAUGUUAUUUAUUCCAUGAGUUUCCAAAUCCAUUAAUGGAUGCUAAUGAUUUUAAAGCAGUUUCAAGUUACUGCAAAUCUCAAAGUGGUGAAUUGUUUGAACCGAUCGAUUCAGGCGAUGUUCUUAUCAUGCAAAAGAUCGGUGAGGCAUCAGGCUAUGCCGUGAGAGCUUCUUCCAAAAAUUUUCACCAACAAUAUGGAUAUAUUAAUCAGAAAAUUAAAAAUGCUAAGGAGGAACCCAUAACAGCUGCUGGCUACAAAUAUUCAACCGUGGGGAUCAAUGUCACUGUUUCAAAUUCUACAGAUGCAUUUUGUUUUAUGUUAGAAUUGCCUGGCGGUUGUUAG